AUGGACCGCAGGAAGAUGGAGUGCUUCUCUUCCAGUGUGAUUUUCAUCAUGGCCUUUUCCAAAGCGUUUGAACUGGGAUUAGUUGCUGGGUUGGGCCAGCAUGAACUUGCACGCCCCCUACAGGGAGAUGCCGACGUUCGGUCCCGGGAGGAGCCUGCAGGUCGUCAGCAGCCUUUCCAGUUUGUGUCGUUCAUGGGCAUCCAAGACAGUAAACAGCUAAACAAGACCUGCUGUCUGAAUGGGGGAACCUGUAUGCUGGGGUCCUUUUGCGCCUGCCCUCCCUACUUCUAUGGACGGAACUGUGAGCACGAUGUUCGCAAAGAGAACUGUGGAUCUGUGCCCCAUGAUACCUGGCUGCCCAAGAAGUGUUCCAUGUGUAAAUGCUGGCACGGCUGGCUUCGCUGCUUUCCUCAGACAUUUCUGCCUGGCUGUGAUGGCCGUGUGAUGGAUGAGUACCUAGAAGCUUCCAGGACUCCAGAAUUAACACCGUCUGUAUGCACCACUUUUAUGCUAGCUGGCCUCUGCCUUUCUACACUGUUCUAUUAAUUGACUUUUGUGUUUUCUGGAACUACAAGUUUAAAUGUCAUGGAAAUUUCAUGGUCAGUAAGGGCUGCCACUCUAAUGUUGUCACUGAAAGAUGAUCAUUUGUUAGUUGCCUUGAAAUAAUGAAUACAUUUUGAUAAUGGUCCCUAACACUUCCUUACUGUGCCCACUACUUUUUUCCUCUGCCUCACCCUCCCUCCCCAACAACCUACUCUUUAAAAAAAGUCGACCAUAUCUACUCUGUGCCCAAGUCCUAUGUUUCUUGAUACAUCUAGCUCUACAAAGGGGUUCAUAUCAAUGUUUU
Messenger RNA from Trichechus manatus latirostris (Florida manatee), 847 nucleotides. RefSeq names its product cripto, EGF-CFC family member (gene CRIPTO). Gene Ontology annotation, molecular function: nodal binding; activin receptor binding. Gene Ontology annotation, cellular component: extracellular region; cell surface. The coding region runs from base 1 to 546 and encodes 181 amino acids. Gene Ontology annotation, biological process: anterior/posterior pattern specification; blood vessel development; heart development. The transcript is spliced from 6 exons. NCBI's taxonomy places the organism in Eukaryota, Metazoa, Chordata, Mammalia, Sirenia, Trichechidae. The record is from RefSeq and is a predicted model, not a curated record.